This is a messenger RNA of Helianthus annuus (common sunflower), 1812 nucleotides long. Its product is annotated as arginine decarboxylase. The transcript has 4 exons. The coding region runs from base 67 to 1665 and encodes 532 amino acids. Gene Ontology annotation, molecular function: catalytic activity. The record is from RefSeq and is a predicted model, not a curated record. Lineage: Eukaryota; Viridiplantae; Streptophyta; Magnoliopsida; Asterales; Asteraceae.
UAAAAAUUUGAAAUGAAGACUGUUAGUAUUAUCUUCCUUGUUCCUUAGCUUCCUGAGACAUCAACAAUGGCUUCUGCUGUUCUAAAUUUGAACCUCAGGUGUAAUCUCACGUUAAGAGCUUCUUGUAGUUCUCAGGAAAGAAACCAUGGCAUGCCAACCAUGAAGGAUAAUAUAGUAAUUUCCGACUCUCAACUAUCAGGCAACCAUAAACACCCCCCACUCGUUAAUGCACUAAAGGCUUCAGCCGAGCAAAAAGUCGCCAGUUUUCACUUUCCAGGACAUAACAGGGGCCGGGCCGCUCCAUCUUCAUUGACCCGUCUCAUCGGAGUGCAACCGUUCCUUCAUGAUUUGCCUGAGCUGCCCGAGCUCGACAACCUGUUUGCACCCGAGGGCCCCAUAUUGGAUGCACAAAAGCAAGCAGCUAAAUUGUUUGGAGCUAAAGAGACAUGGUUUUUAGUUGGCGGGACUACGUGCGGGAUUCAAGCGUCUAUCUUGGCUACUUGUUCACCCGGCGAUACCAUAAUUAUACCGCGAAACGCUCAUAUAUCAGCCUUUUCGGCUAUGGUGUUAUCUGGUGUUGUACCGAAGUAUAUAAUUCCGGAAUAUGAUUUUGAGUGGGACAUUGCUUGUGGCAUCACUCCUUCACAGGUGGAGAAUGCGAUUAACGAAUCGAAUACCGAAGGUCGAAAAGCAUCAGCAGUUCUGAUAACCUCUCCAACUUAUCACGGCAUCUGCAGCAACCUCGAACAGAUAUCUCAAAUAUGUCAUUCACACAAUAUUCCCAUCAUCGUCGACGAGGCUCACGGGGCCCACUUAGGGUUUCACCCGCACUUGCCUCCUUCAGCUCUUAGUCAACGGGUUGACCUUUCCGUACAGUCAACCCACAAGGUGUUAUGCUCCCUCACACAAUCAUCCAUGUUACAUAUGUCGGGAAAUAUUAUAAACCGAGAAAGAAUAUGCCAAUGCCUUCAAACGCUUCAAACCACAAGUCCUAGUUAUCUCCUUUUAGCUUCAUUAGAUGCUGCACGCGCUCAAAUAAGCGAAAACCCGGAAACCGUUUUUAACAAACCGGUUGAAAUAGCCAUGGAAGCAAGAUCUCUUAUAGAAAAGAUUCCGGGAAUUAGAAUCUUUGACUCUUCUACUUUCGGGCUUGAUCCUUUAAGAAUUACAGUCGGGAUGUGGGAUCUUGGUAUAUCCGGUUUCGAAGCUGAUGACAUCUUAUAUGAAGAUUAUGGAGUUGUUUCAGAACUCACCGGGACCCGUUCUAUUACGUUUGCAAUAAAUCUAGGAACCCGUAGAGACGAUGUUUUGAGGCUCGUGUCAGGUUUAAGGCAUCUAUCACAAACACAUAGUUUUUCGGGCCGGUUGAACAAUGAAAGAUUUAAUGAUAUGGUUAUAAAGUCUUGUGUUGGAACUGAUAGUGGUAUGCAAUUGAGCCCCCGAGAGGCAUUUUUUGCGUGUAAAACGAAAGUUAGUUUUAACGAGAGUGUCGGGAAAAUUUGUGGGGAGUUGGUAUGUCCAUACCCGCCGGGUAUCCCACUACUUAUACCUGGAGAAGUGAUUACCGAGGAGGCGUUAAGUUAUUUGGUAAAUGUGAAAAACAAUGGUGGUUUUGUUAGUGGAGCUGCUGAUUCUAGUCUUUCAACAAUUAUUGUUUGUAGUUAAUCCUUAAUGAAUUAUGGUAGGAUUGUGAAAGGUCGGCAUAAAGGCCGAUGAUAUGCUCGAAAAAUGAGUGGUGUCACUGUUGACCCGAAUGAGUUAAUACGGGCUUAUGUUUUUAUGUUAAUCUGGUCACAAGCGGGUUGAAAGUAA